AUGCCUGCAAGGUGGCAUAAUAAACAGAAGAAAGGGUCGAAUGGCCACAAGCGGCCUUCCACCGGAGGCAACGGGAGCGCGGCGCGGCGUGACAUUGGCUUCAUUCCCCCCGGCGCUUCUGCUGUCCAGAAUUCAUCGGCACACCACGCGGAUACCUUUAUGUACCGCUUUCCACAAAAUUUUCCUGUUCCACGGCGUCUGCGGCAUGCGCCAACUUCACUCGUGGAGGCGGUGAACGACUUUCACUUUGCCAUGAUGAACGACCGGCCCCGCAAUGAAUUUUAUUAUGAGCUCCUGAAACGUCAUGUGACACCCGAAACGGGUGUCUUGGAGAUUGGUGCGGGGUCGGGUCUCCUGUCGUUAAUGGCCGCUCAGUUGGGCGCAAAAUGGGUCGUGGCUGUUGAGGGGAGCGCUGAGAUGGCAAAGUUGGCACGCGCCAACAUUUGUGCAAACAAAAUGGAACACAAAGUGACUGUUUUGCACAUGUUGAGUACAGAACUGACACUGCGUCAUUUGCCAGAUAGACCGGAUGUCAUGGUGUCGGAGAUUCUUGGGACGCUGCUAUUAGGGGAGUCGGCUCUCGACUAUAUUGCCGAUGUACGUGAGAGGCUGCUGAAGCCAACGACGAAGAUUAUUCCACAGCAUGGAACACAGUACGCGGUUCCGAUAGAGUGUGACACACUGCGGGAUGUGUGUGCGGUGUCGGGAUGGAAGGGGCUUGAAUUGAGCCACAUGACGGCACUACAGGACACUGUCAGCAUUGUGUUUGCGAAGCAGUACGGCUUUCGCAUGAGCAGUGUUCCCUUCCGCCGCCUGAGCGAGCCGAUAGCCCUCUUCUCCGUGGAUUUUGCGUCCGCUGUUCGUCGUGACAUCCCCAUGAAUUUGAAAUUAGAUGUCAAGGCAACUAGUAGCGGGACGGCACAUGCGAUGUUGUACUACUGGAAGGCUUUUGAUGGCGAUCUUGUCAUGUCGACAGAUCCGGCUGACACGCUUAACAACUUCCCGCGUGAUAUGCAGUGGGGUCAGGCGUUGCAGCUACUGGAUGCUGCCAACGGCCCGUUUCCAACGCCGGUUGUAUUCACAGAGGGGGAGGAGCUUAAAUUCCAAUGCCACUUUUCCUCGGAUCGCGUGACGGUUCAUAUCCAUCUGUGUCCCACGGCAGAAGCAGCAGCAUCACCAGCAAAGACAACACCAACAGAUAAUGAUGCGAUAAAAACCGAAAAGGAGGCAUGUGAGAAAGUGAAUAAGGGCAAAAAAUGA
This is a messenger RNA of Trypanosoma cruzi, 1260 nucleotides long. RefSeq lists its product as uncharacterized. Bases 1 to 1260 code for a protein of 419 amino acids. Gene Ontology annotation, molecular function: protein-arginine omega-N monomethyltransferase activity. Gene Ontology annotation, biological process: peptidyl-arginine methylation. Lineage: Eukaryota; Euglenozoa; Kinetoplastea; Trypanosomatida; Trypanosomatidae. The transcript has a single exon. The record is from RefSeq and is a predicted model, not a curated record.